AUGAGCAGUAGAGCUGAUGCGACAGCUCUGGCACUUAGAAUGCUCGAGAACAAUGAAAUGAAGAUAAAAAGCCACGAUCUCAAAUCUCCCAUAAAUACCACUAAUGAACGCCCCCUUCGGAAUAUUGAUGAACUGAAUUUCUUGCACUCGGGGACGAAACCUGGUUCGAUUUCUAUGUUGCCUCUUCAGAAUCUCAGCUUCUGCACCCCAAACUCUGAUGAAGAUGAAGUGGGGGCAAUGAUCCCCAAUAAGGCGGGAUACUUGCAUAAACCAACGGGAAUGCACUUCUUGACGCCGCUUUGUCUUUCGAGCCCAUUGCAAAGUGUCUCCCAACACCCACUUUCUAGUGGCCUCGAACUAUCUCAUCGGCAGUUUGUCGCCAACGAAGUGCACGGAAUCAGUCCUUUCAUUCAACGAGCCUCUUUCGCCCCACGUGCAUUCAAGUACCGCGAUUCGGAAUACGAUGUUGUGGAUGAUGAUUUUGCUGAUAGCUCGUCCUUUGGUCAGAUGCCAGUGGAAACAGCAUCCAGUAUAACAACACCUACAGAUUUCUCCCCUUCGCUGGAUGGUGAUAUAUCAUAUGCUAGCGGUGAAUCAUUCCGUUUUGAAGUUUGCCUGCGCGCACCAACCGCAAUGGUGAAAGAUUGGAAGGAAGUUCCGGUGACAUAUCUCAAUAAAGGCCAAACAUACAAUCUCUUAAUAAGAGACUCGAGGUCGCCUAUGACCACCUGCGAACCGCUUCGAUAUAGAACCAUUAUCCGUGUUUGCUUCGAUGAGGAAGAACAAAGAGCAAAAUCGUCGACGUGCUGGCAACUGUGGAAAGAAGGACGAGGCUCCAACGAAGCCCACCAACGCGGCGGAAAACUGUUAGCAGUUGAAUAUGUGAAUACCCUUCAAGGCGGCGAGUCUGACAAGCGCCGUCAGGUCCAAGUCGAGAGCACGUCUGUCGACGGCUUUUGCGUCACUUGGGCACCGAAUAUAGCAACUGGUACAUCGGAAUGCAACAUCCCCGUGCGGUUCAACUUCCUUUCAACCGAUUUCAGCCACUCCAAGGGCAUCAAGGGAAUUCCCGUAAGACUCUGUGCAAAAACUGAGCCUUUUUCACCUGGAAACGGAUCAGGCACAACGCGUGAUAUGGAGUUGUCCUAUUGCAGGGUGAAGCUCUUUCGGGACCAUGGUGCCGAGCGGAAGCUGUCCAACGACAUCGCGCAUGUCAAGAAGACCGUCAAUAAACUUGAGAGGCAGGCGUCACAGGCCGAGGUUAGUGGUGGCCUUGGCAAGCGCAAACGGGGAAAUAACGCUUCUGCUACCGCCGAGGGCUUUGACCGCUCCGUGAAGCUUUCGGGGAACAAGCGUAUUAUGUCAAUAGGCCCAGAAGAUGCUACAGACAACCUCUCUCUGUUAUCUAAAAUGACUAUGACGCAAGGGAUGUUAUCAUCCACUCGUUCAGUCAGUGCGUUUGGCUUGCGCGGCGAUGACGCCGAUGACCCUGAUUUGCAUCCCACCCUAUUGCCAGUUGAUGGGGAGUCUAUCAAUUUUAAGAAAGCAAACCUCCAAACAACAGACAACUUGCAGUCCGGCGAGUCCAUGAUUCCUUCCCCGCCCAACACUCACGCCUCUUCGAAUUCGCCACCUGGAAACACGACUGAAUUGACAAAGCGCCUUACUACCAUCCAAAACUUCCCAUAUAGCGAUCAAGUUGCAAGAGGGCCCCUCAAAACCGUGGGAAUUGAUCCAAAUUAUACACCUCCGUCAGAGCGCACCCCCAGGCCGGUCGCAUGCUUCUAUGUUCGACUCAGCGGAGUCGAGAAAGGAACAGAGCAUCACCCACCGGACUACUACCGUGCAAUUUACUUGUCAGAGCGCACCGCCCAUGACCUGAUAAAAGAAAUCUCGAUGAAAUACCACAUUGAUCCUAGGCGCGUCGCUCGUAUCAUGCACAUCAACGAAAAGGGCAUGUAUGUUAUGGUUGAUGAUGAUGUGGUCAGCGAGCUUCCAGAGAGUCAAGAUAUGAUCCUCGAAAUCCAUGGAGCGCCAGGCUCCGAUGAUAGUCAACCUGGCACACCUGAGUCACCUAUAGAGAUUUGUUUAAUUUUUAAACACUCGGCUUAG
Penicillium salamii is the source of this 2112-nucleotide messenger RNA. The record is from the annotation of a GenBank genome assembly. NCBI's taxonomy places the organism in Eukaryota, Fungi, Ascomycota, Eurotiomycetes, Eurotiales, Aspergillaceae.